Amaranthus tricolor (Joseph's coat) is the source of this 1921-nucleotide messenger RNA. Its product is annotated as RING-H2 finger protein ATL3-like. The coding region runs from base 365 to 1195 and encodes 276 amino acids. Lineage: Eukaryota; Viridiplantae; Streptophyta; Magnoliopsida; Caryophyllales; Amaranthaceae. The record is from RefSeq and is a predicted model, not a curated record. The transcript has a single exon.
UUUUAUCAAAUAGAACAUUUGAUGAGGGAGUAUAUCAUUUUCCAACUCUCUUUCUUAGAACUUUAAAAUCCAAAAAAUUUUGCUAAGUAGCUUCUUGUAAAGUCCACAACUUCUUCUCAGUAAACAAUAGGUCUACCUCGGCGUUCUAGACGGGCAAGACGGCCAUAGUAUAAAUCAUCCUUAGUCUUCUCAGGUAACAAUAUUGCUCAUUUCCUAACAUUUUUUCUCCUUAAAUCUUCCAAAACACAGAAAUUCCUUUCUGGGUUCUGUUCUUCAAUCUAAAAACUCAUCUGGGUUUUCCUUAAUCUUACUAAAAUCUGUAAAUAUCCUACUAAAAUCACAAUUUAAGCAUUGAAAUCAAAAAAUGAUAGACAUGGUAGAAAUGACAGUAUCACCACCACCAUUAAUAGACCCAACAACCUCAAAAGUUUCUUCAAUAUCCACCCAAAUCAUGACAGUUACCAUUAUAGUCCUAUUCUUUGUAGUAGCCUUUUGUUUCUUUCUUCAACUCUAUGCAAAACGUUUCUGGGUUACUCCAAAUGAAGACCAGCAGAUACUCACAUGGCGCCGGCAAUUGGUUCUUCAGCGCUCCGAAUCCUCGGGUCCUGCGCAUCAGACGGGUCUAGACCCGGCAACACUUGACUCCUUGCCUGUUGUGGAGUAUAAUCCAAAGGAUUUUAAAGAUGGGUUAGAAUGUUCUGUUUGUCUUUGUGAAAUAUCACAAGGGGAAAAAACAAGACUUUUACCUAAAUGUAAUCAUGGGUUUCAUUUAGAAUGUAUUGAUAUGUGGUUUCAAUCUCAUUCUACUUGCCCACUUUGUAGAAACCCAGUAACUUUUGGUAAAAAUUUGGUUAAUGUUGAGGUACAAGAUCAUGAAAAUGGGUAUGAUUCAUCAGAAUUCCCGAAUUCUGAUGAUGAAAAUGAUGGGUUCGCUAUAAGUUAUGAUGGGUCUUUAUCAUUAGGAUCUAGUACUUCUGGUGGUAAUGAUCAUGAGAUAGUUAUUGAGAUACCAAGUGGUGGUGUUGAUGAUGAGUUUUGUGAGGAUUGUUUGUCGUCUCCCAAAGUCAAGGCGGCGAAAACGCCGGUGAUGAGGAGGUUGGCUUCAUUGAAGAGGUUGUUGAGUUUGGGAAAACGGUUGGCUGUUACUUCACCUAGUGUAGCAUCUUGCUCUUGUGAUGCUGCACAUCAAGUUUAAGUCUUGACCAUAGUUUUCACGUGUGUUUAAAACAGACUUGAUAAUAUAACAUUUAAUCGACUUUAAAAUUAAACUUGACUUGGCCCGAGUUUAAUAACGUGUUACUAUUUAGAAAUAUAUAAAAAUAAAAAAAGACCUAAGAUAUGAUUAUGAGCGGUCUUUGAUCUAAAAUCGAUUCGAUGACUCGAAGAAAAAGCUCUGAUUUUACCAAUUAUAUAUCACAAAUUUGAUUUUGUAGAUUGGGUGAUUGUUGUGUUUUAGAUUAGAAUGAAACCCAAUACCCUCAUUUGUUUAUGAGUGGAAUUCAUUCUUUUGUUUUAGGCUUUAUACUAAAGAUGGUAAAAAAAAACACUUUCAGUAUUCCGCAUAAGGCAGGGUUUGGGUAGGAGUUUCUUAUUUUUCCUGAAAGAUACAGACAAAUCAUACCCGUUCCCUCAAGGAGGGAGUAAAGAAAGAUGACGCAGUCGAGAAACCCUCCAUUAAUACCUGCUCCCAGUAGGGGUCAAAUCCCAAACUUUCUGCUACACAUGCAAAUGCUCUUUCCAUUGAGCCACAAGCACUUCUGGUAAAGAUGGUGAUAGACAAAACAUGAAAACAUAUUUGUUCAUUUGAGAUCAUGUAUAGAGUUAUGUUAAGUUUCUUGAUACAAUGAGGCCGAUUUAGUUGUAAUUGUAUAUAUAUAUGUCCUUCGUUUCAUUAUACUUGUUAUAUUUGAAUUUUUAUGCG